Messenger RNA from Panicum virgatum (switchgrass), 1918 nucleotides. RefSeq names its product BTB/POZ domain-containing protein At3g05675-like. The coding region runs from base 476 to 1774 and encodes 432 amino acids. The record is from RefSeq and is a predicted model, not a curated record. The transcript has 2 exons. Gene Ontology annotation, molecular function: protein binding. NCBI's taxonomy places the organism in Eukaryota, Viridiplantae, Streptophyta, Magnoliopsida, Poales, Poaceae.
CCCUGCAUCUCUUCACACAUUGUAGUCGGUCUUUCUGGGUCGCAGGCCCCGACCGCUCAUCGCAUCGUCUCGCUGGUGAGUUCUGUGUCUCUCUCGCGCCGCGUACUGAGCAGUUGCCAUCGGCCGCAGGCCGCGCGGUGCUCCCUGCCCCCAUCCCUCACCCUCAAGUCCCCUAGCGGCGCCGGCGCGGCGCAAGGUGGUGGAAGGAGCAGCUGAGAGAGAAAAAGCUGAGCGGAUACGGGGGGCUGACCGCCAGGAGCUGGGAGCGGCUCUGAGUUUCUUGAACCUUUCCCUUCUCUCGGACAGUCGGGACUCUUUCCUCCCUUACUCUUCCUUCCCUGGCGGCGACGGCUCGCGGUGGCGCCAUUUGUCCUGUCUUCGCCCAGACCUUUGUCGGCGACGAGCGUAUCCUCCAGUUUUGUGGACAUCUGUUGCUAAUAUACAUGGAGAAACAAUACUGGUGAUCUGAAGCAACAUGGACCCUGUCAAACUGGUUGAGGGCUACAAGUUUGAUGACCAUACUACAAGUGAUGUCCGUGUUUGCUUUAAAUUGAUUGAUGAGCUGCCAGAAUGGUUUUCCUGCCAUUCAUCUGUCCUUUCCCGAAAUAGCAAGUAUUUCGCAGACUGGCUUGGUCAAAAUGAUGUCCGUUCUAGUAAUUGCAUAGAAAUUGAGUGCCCAAGAGUUGAGUAUGACCAUUAUGUCAAGAUGUUGAAGUUAAUGUAUCUUCCUAGAGAAUCAGUUAUAGAUUCAUUUGAUUCUGUGAAGUCAGCUGUUGGUGUUCUUCGAGCAUCAAAUUCUCUCGGAUGCGAGUUGGUCACCAAAAGUUGUAUAGAAUACAUUGAAGCUGCUUCCUGGGAUGAAAAGGAGGAGGAGGAGAUUUUAGAAGUAGCUCGAACUCUUGGAUCCAAAGCGGUUUCUUUGUUAGCCCGUCUUCAAGCCCCAAGUGCGGACACUGUUAAGAAUGUCUUCAUCUCUGCCAUUCGUUUUGCUACAUGCAUGGAAUCUCCAUUCCCUCCUUUCUUGGACGACCUCAAAACUUCUGCCCAGGAGCAAAUUGACUUUAUGAUCCAUGAGGAUGAUGAUACUGCUUUGGUUACUACAGAUGAAGAUGUGAAAUCUGUGGUUCAGGAAGGCUUGAGAAAACUGUUAGGUGCACUUAGGACUGCCCUAGAUCUGUUGUGCACUGAGUUUGAUCAAUCACCUGACCAAGCAGAGCAAAGGAUUCUAUGCAGCUUAGCUGACAUUGACUGGAUAGCUAAUCUCUUGGCAAAGAUUGAGAUGAUGCAUGACUUUGUUUCUUGCUGGUCAGAAAUCUCUGACUACGUUCUUUCAGUGGUUCAGGACAAGAAGUAUAUCUCAGGCUUGUGGGCUGUGAAGGCAAAGCUUAUCGAAGUGACUGGAAAAGCCCUGGAUGCUGUUGGCUAUGGCUCAGUGGUUCUCCCAUCAUCAUCCAGAGUUCAUAUCCUGAAGACAUGGCUUCCUUAUAUUCAAAUGACAAAGCGUUUUCUAGAUGAAAAUAGUAAGAAUGAAACAUCUCUGCAGAUGGAUUCAGACUUGAGUCAGAAUAUUGAGAGCGCAAUAGUAUCGAUCGUGUUAGCAUUGCCAUCGGAUGAUCAGGCUGAUAUCCUGUCAGAGUGGAUGAAGCAAGCAGAGCAGUUCAGGUAUCCUGAUCUCACUGAAGCAUUUGAGGUGUGGUGUUAUCGCAGUAAAACAGCAAAGAGAAGGCUGGUGGGCGGGCUAAAUGGAGGUAGCAACCCCACAGUCAGCUUGUAAGGCAACUGUUAAUUUGAUCUUUUCUUGUAGCUCAUAGUCAGCCAAAUUAGGUGGUUGGUAACAAGUAUAUACCAACUAAUUUCUCAUUGUUGUAUGUUGUACAACAGCUCUUCAUGUUUAAUAAACUUUGGUUUUAUUGCAGAA